Messenger RNA from Mucor velutinosus, 546 nucleotides. Its product is annotated as alpha,alpha-trehalase nth1. Gene Ontology annotation, biological process: rRNA processing; translation; ribosomal small subunit biogenesis. Lineage: Eukaryota; Fungi; Mucoromycota; Mucoromycetes; Mucorales; Mucoraceae. Gene Ontology annotation, molecular function: structural constituent of ribosome; rRNA binding; snoRNA binding. The coding region runs from base 1 to 546 and encodes 181 amino acids. The transcript has 3 exons. The record is from RefSeq and is a predicted model, not a curated record. Gene Ontology annotation, cellular component: Mpp10 complex; small ribosomal subunit; small-subunit processome.
AUGAGACAAUUGAAGCAUCACGAACAAAAGCUGUUGAAAAAGGUUGACUUUUUGCAAUGGAAAAAGGAAGACACUAUACGUGAGAUGAAGGUCAUUCGUCGCUACUUUCUUCAGCAGAGAGAGGACUAUCACAAAUACAACAAACUAGUGGGCAGUAUCCGUCAAUUAGCCAACAAGAUUUCAUUGCUCGACUCUCGUGAUCCAUUCCGUACACAACAAGAAAAGGCAUUGUUAGAGAAACUAUACAACAUGGGCAUCAUUACAGCAACAACCAAGUUUUCGGAUUGCCGCAAAGUGACAGUAUCCGCUUUUUGUCGUAGACGUUUGCCUAUUGUCAUGUGUCGAUUAAAGAUGGCAGAAACCGUAAAGGAGGCAGUAACAUUUGUUGAACAAGGACAUAUCCGUGUGGGGCCUCAGACAGUGACAGAUCCUGCCUUCUUGGUGAAUCGCACGAUGGAAGACUAUGUCACUUGGGUGGACACUUCCAAGAUCAAGAGAAAGAUCAUGAAGUACAAUGACAAGUUGGAUGACUACGACCUUUUGUAA